Molecule: messenger RNA, 888 nt
Organism: Neltuma alba
Lineage: Eukaryota; Viridiplantae; Streptophyta; Magnoliopsida; Fabales; Fabaceae
Product: P34 probable thiol protease-like
Exons: 4
Coding region: 1-888 (295 amino acids)
Biological process (GO): proteolysis
Molecular function (GO): cysteine-type peptidase activity
Source: RefSeq, a predicted model, not a curated record
AUGAGUUCACAUGCUACCAAAAUGCUCCUCCUUUUCUUUGUUUGGUAUGCUUCAAUCUGUCUCACUUCUGGUAUGUCUGAUGAGUAUUCCAUUCGGAAUAUAGGUCUAGACAAGUUCACCUUUGAGAAAGAAGUCUUCCACCUAUUCCAAAUGUGGAAGAAAGAGACUCAACGAGAAUGCCAAACCCUAGAAGAGGAGGUACAUAUAUUUCAUGUUUUCAAAAGCAAUUUGAAGUACAUCAGAGAGAAAAAUGCAGAAAGGAAGUCACCCGGUGACUACAGUUUGGACCUGAACAAAUUUUCUGAUAUGAGUUAUGAAGAGUUCAGCAAAAUCUACUUACAUGAGACUGAGGAACCCAUGAUAGAAAGCAACAGUAGCAGAAUAGUAUUGAACGACAUAGCCUGUCCCACCGCACCUUCUUCAUUCGAUUGGAGAACCGAAGGAGCUCAAAUAAAAUUCAUGUUUAUGGACACUUGUUGGGCAUUCUCUGCAACUCGAGCUAUGGAAGGAAUAAAUAAAAUAGUCUCAGGACAGCUUCUGGCUCUUUCUGAACAGCAACUCAUAUCCUGCGAUCAGAAAUGCACAGGUUGCAAGGGAGGUGGGUGGUACGCUUACGCAUUUCAAUAUGUCAUCAACAAUAAUGGUAUUGCAUCAGAAAAAGAUUAUCCAUGUACGGCUGACAACAGUGUUUGCAAUAACGCAUUGGCACAAAAGAAAUCCGCUACUAUUGAUGGCUACAAGUAUUGGUAUCACAACCCUGUGUCCGAAAGUUCUCUCCGUUGCUUAGUUUUCAAGCAACCUGUUAGUGUUUCCCUAUUUGCAAGCCGAGAUUUUCAGUCUUAUAAUGGUGGAAUUUUUAGGGGAAAUGAUUGCUCAGGAAUCGGUUAA